Messenger RNA from Bicyclus anynana (squinting bush brown), 2940 nucleotides. RefSeq names its product synaptic vesicle glycoprotein 2C. The transcript is spliced from 11 exons. NCBI's taxonomy places the organism in Eukaryota, Metazoa, Arthropoda, Insecta, Lepidoptera, Nymphalidae. Gene Ontology annotation, biological process: transmembrane transport. The record is from RefSeq and is a predicted model, not a curated record. Gene Ontology annotation, cellular component: membrane. Gene Ontology annotation, molecular function: transmembrane transporter activity. The coding region runs from base 139 to 1749 and encodes 536 amino acids.
UUCCCAUUUUGAGGUUAGGUGAACCGUAUACGCAAUUAUAAAUAUUAAACAAAAUAUUGCAUUUCAAUAGUCAUUAUCCAAUAUUGUUUUUUUUUUUUUAAUGUUUUGUUUGUGGUAAUGCAAUUAUCGUAAUACAAAAUGACUGUGGAGGUUCAUAUUACUGUAACACGCACGAUUAGGCCAGUAUUAUCAGGCUUAGACUUCUUAGAACAUGGGGCGGACUUCGAAGCUGCGAUUUCAGCUACCGGUUUCGGCCGCUUCCAUUUCUGUCUCCUGGCUAUCACGGGCCUCAUCUACGCCAACACGGCCAUCGGCAUCACGAUAGUGUCGUUCGUGCUGCCCGCCGCGACGUGCGACUUCAAAAUGACAUCUGCCGAUAAAGGAUGGCUCACUGCUGCCCCUAUGUUAGGUAUGGUCAUAGGUUCAUACUUCUGGGGUUGCUUGGCGGACACAAAGGGGCGUAAAGUGGUGUUGGUAUCAACGCUACUGCUCGACGGUUUCAUCGGCAUCUUAUCUUCGUUUGUCCAAAUUUUGCCUAUCUUCAUGGCGUGCAGAUUUGUUAACGGUUUCGCCGUUGCGGGCGCCAUGGGAAUCUGCUUUCCGUACUUGGGAGAGUUCCAGCAAACUAAAUACAGAGAAAAGAUCCUCUGCUGGAUGGAAAUGUUCUGGACUCUGGGUGUCAUCUUACUUCCACUGAUCGCUUGGGGUAUUAUUCCGAUCAAGGGCAUCCGCUUAGAGAGCGGCGCCUUCUCCUACGACUCGUGGAACUGGUUCGUGGCGGCGUGUGGAGUGCCUUCUCUACUGCUGGGCUUCUGGCUCUUCUCGUUCCCGGAGAGUCCCAAGUUCAUGAUGGAAUGCGGCGACUAUGACGACGCGCUUGCCUGCCUCAAGAAGAUCUACAAACAGAACACUGGUGACGAUCCGGAUAAUUACCCGAUCAAGAGUCUCAAAGAAAAGGUCAGAACAAUAUCCGUAGCGUCGCAGAGUUCUCAGAAAUCUGUCAGGAGUUUGAGCAUGCGCAAACCCAAGGACUUGAGGCGGCUGUUCAGCGAGAUUUGGGUCCAAACGAAAGCUCUGUGCCGACCCCCUUACCUCAAAUACACAAUACUCACCUGUCUCAUCCAAUUCGGAUUGACUACGAGUUACUACACCCUCAUGAUCUGGUUCCCCGAGUUGUUCAACCGUUACGAGGAGUAUGAACAACGUUUCCCCAACACGACGGCGUCCGUGUGCGACGUGUCCGGCAUCGUGGUGAAGGACGAGAACAGCUACGACCCCUUCGACUGCUUGAAGACGAUCGAGCAGAGCGUGUACAUGCACACGCUGAUCGUCGGCCUCGCGUGUAUACCCACGUCGUUGUGGCUGCCUCUUUGCGUGCAUCGGCUCGGCGCUAAGUUUUUCCUCAUUUUCUCACUGGGUGUCGCUGGUAUAGUCACAGUUGGUCUCUACUUUGUGCAGAACUCCACACAGAAUUUGGUGCUUUCCUGUAUAUUUGAAGCCCUCACUUCGCUGGCCAUCAGUCUUGUGUUCUGUGUUCUCGUCGAUCUAUUCCCUACGAAUCUUAGGGUAAUGGCUGCUGCACUUUCACUAACGGCCGGUCGAGGGGGCGGUCUCAUUGGCAACUUGGCGUUCGGUUACCUAAUAGACAUCAACUGUGUUAUACCUAUCGUGGUCUUCUCAGCGUUCCUGUUUAUUGCUGCAAUCCUUUGCUUCUUCUUGCCAAAGACAGGACAAGAAGCUCUCGACUAGAUACAAAGUACUUACUCAAUACUAGAUAGUACAACUAGAAAAGUCAGUGUAGAAGAUAAUAGGUGACGUCGCUGGAAAAAUGCGCUACCACUAACCUUCCAAGAAGCUUACAACUAUAUAAGAAUGAAAAACCUUCAUAUGAAACGAAUGAUUAGGUGUGAAAAUAAAUUCUAUACACCGCUUUGGAUGAAAAGUGGACUAAAGAAUUUAUAUGGAAAGUGCGAGGAAUUACGUCGAGGCAACAGAAUUGUGAAAGAGUUUUAUCUACAACGAAAAAAAUAUAGAUUGAGACUGGGAUUUUCUUAGUGUAUUCUGGCGGCGGAUAAAUAAAGACGUUACACGCUUAUAGUAAGCCAAGGAUUAUAGGAAGUGAAGUACAUAAACAGCUACUGGAUUAAUUUUAGUUACAAAAGAAAGCAUAAAAUUUUCGAAAGCGUUUUAUCGCGGUUCUUUCUGGACUCAAUCUUGUGAUUAAAGGGCAUGCGUAUAAAGAUUUAUUUAUCAACGCCUAAAAUUUAUCAGUGAUUAAAAUAGUGUCUAAAAAAGUGCCAUCUAGUGACGUCACGGAUUCCCAAAUGCAUGUACAUAAUAAGAUGUAAAUAUGUGGACUAAGUAUUCUUAUUUAUUGUCCGUUGAAAUCAAACGGGUUUUGGCCUUGCGCAUUGGCGUCGACGGAAACGUUUUGUCCAGGCCUCCUUGGCCUUGAGAUAGAUAACUGUCGAUCAAUAGCGGAAUUUCAUAAUAGCGACGAAAGAGAGAGCUAUAUUUUUGAUUUCUGCUCCGUUAUUGGGCGACAAUACUCUCUGUCGUCACAAGAUGUCGUUGACGCAUAGGCGUAAAGGUUAUUUCUCGAGGCUGUUUAUCUAUUUUCAAUGUGUUUAAGAGGGUAAUUAAUAUAAUUUUCCCGUGUUGUGUACAUUUUUGGGGCAGAACCCAUUUAGCUAAUUCUAGGCCAUUAGAAUAUAUUUUCGUCGAGGUGGGUGUCGCGACCCCAACCCCUUUAGCAAUUAAUUACUGUGAUUCAGUAUUCAGCUAUUGAAUGUAAGAUUGAGCAACAGUAUUUUAGUGAUGACUGUGUAAUAUAAUUGUCCUUAAAUUAUUUUAAUUGUUAUUAAAAGGUUAAUUUUGCCUUCAAUGAAAUUAAUUGUUUUAUUUGUUGUCGUAAGUGUAAUAAAAUAGAUGAUAAUAAAA